GAGUCAGCUGCAUGGACAUUGUAUCACUGCUCUUCUCAAGGGUCUCUCGACAUGAACACCAUGACAUAGAACAAAGCGCUUCUGGAUCUUGCCAGACGGUUUUGUUUAGCAAUAACUUGCGGGAGCAAAUGAUCAUGACAGAAUCCAUACGAAAGAUGAUGAGGGCGAAGUUGGUGGUGCUGGGGAGAGAGAACUGUGGAAAGACAGCUCUGUGUGUCAGAUUCAUUACCAAACGUUUCAUUGGAGAAUAUGAACAUAAAAGGGAGGUCACCUACAGGUGUCAGAAAAUGGUGGACAAAGAGCCGAUUGAGCUGGAGAUUUUAGACACUGUUAAUAAGGAGUGCCUUGGACCUACUUCCUCUCUGGAAAGCUCCAUUAAAUGGGGUGACGGAUUUCUAAUUAUGUAUUCCGUCAUGGAUCGUAGCAGUUUUGAAGCAGUGUCGCGCCUUAAGAGACUGAUUGACCACAUUAAACAGACACUCGGUAUUCCAACAGUCAUUGUAGCCAAUAAAUGCGACAUGGAGUAUGGGCGCUUGGUAAGGACAGAUGAGGGUCAGGCUUUGGCCUCAGAUCUAAGGUGCAGUUUCUUUGAGCUGUCUGUAGCAGAGGAUACUUCUGCAGUGGAGGCUGCGUUCGGGCAGCUGGUGCGUGAAGUGCGUCUGGAGUUUCAGCGCCACCUGCUGGCUAUGGACAAGCGAUCACGUAUGCUGCAGAUGAGACAUGCACUCAAAAACAAACUAACAAGGAGUAAAACCAUGCAGUGGUGACCAGUAAAUGCAGUUAGCAGAUCUGACCACUGUAUUCACUACAGUAGUGCUCAUAUCUUACAUGACUAUCUUUUCAGAGAGGAAUAACAAUACAGAACAAAUAAGUGCCUUCUGGAUUUCCAAAUCAGCAUGUUUGAGUAUUUAUGGCAGGCAGCAUAAAGCAGCUAAAUGUAGCUGUGUGUUUUUAAAGGUGCAGCGUGUAAUUUCUGUGCCACUAGAACCACCAAAAAGAAUAGCAAAAAUAAUGACUGUUUUCAAAUUGGUGUCCCAAACAUUCCAUUGCAUUGUUCAUAAAACCAGUAGUUGCUAGUUUUGUACCCCACUUAUUUUAAGUGUGAGAAGUCAUGUAGGCCUAUGCUUAUUUCUCAUUGCUGGGUUAAUUCUGAUAGGCUGUGCUUGUCUAGAAUUAAUAUUAAUAUACGUCAUGCCUAAAAUGGCAAAUGAUGUGCAUCAUGGCAGAAGAUCUGUGUAUUGUUUUGAUCUUUGAUCUUUUGAUCCAGUUUCAGUCUCUAUGAGCAUGAAAUGUCAAGGGAAAGUAGCUAGUUUUAUUUCUUUUGACAUUCUGCAGUGUGAACAAGUGAAUAAGUCUAAAUUCACUUUGUAAUUAGAAUAAAAUGUUUUAAUAUGUUACAGUACAAUCUGUUAUAACGCUUAUCUUUGUUAUGAGUAUUUUUUGAAUCUGCAUGUUGUGUUUAACCUUGUGCGACCCCAUGUACACAUGCAAGGAUGUUUUGUUUUGGCUUCG
Messenger RNA from Myxocyprinus asiaticus (Chinese sucker), 1512 nucleotides. RefSeq names its product ras-related and estrogen-regulated growth inhibitor-like. The coding region runs from base 12 to 767 and encodes 251 amino acids. The transcript has 7 exons. NCBI's taxonomy places the organism in Eukaryota, Metazoa, Chordata, Actinopteri, Cypriniformes, Catostomidae. The record is from RefSeq and is a predicted model, not a curated record. Gene Ontology annotation, molecular function: GTPase activity; GTP binding.